CCUCUUUGAUUCGUUGCCAUUCUCCAACCAAGAAGAGAAAAAAACACGUUCAGAACCGCUUCAUCAAUAACAUGCCGACCGAAACUCGGUAGUAACAGGACAUUUUUUGCAUCAAAAUGUUGGUGUGCGGCCAAGACGAGAUUGACUUGUCUAGAGAUGGCAGCCACUACAGUCUCUCUACUGGGAUACUACCUUCCCUUGGAGCCAAAAGUAACCGCAGACUUAAGCUCAAGCCCUUCAUUGUUUCUCCCUAUGACCGCCGUUACAGGAUAUGGGAAACUUUCCUUGUUAUUCUGGUGGUUUACACUGCUUGGGUUUCUCCCUUUGAAUUCGGAUUCCUGAAGAAACCACAAGCACCCCUUUCCAUAACCGAUAACAUUGUCAAUGGAUUUUUUUUCGUGGAUAUAGUUCUGACCUUCUUCGUGGCUUACAUUGACAAAAGCAGCUAUUUGAUCGUGGAUGACCGAAAACAAAUUGCUUGGAAAUAUGCAAGGACUUGGUUGUCCUUUGAUGUUAUCUCCAUCAUUCCUUCUGAGCUUGUACAAAAGAUAUCACCUUCUCCUCUUCAAUCUUAUGGCCUAUUCAACAUGCUUAGGCUUUGGCGUCUUCGAAGAGUUGGUGCAUUGUUUUCUCGGCUUGAGAAGGACAAAAAUUAUAACUAUUUUUGGGUUCGAUGCGCUAAGCUCAUUGCUGUUACCCUCUUCGCUGUCCAUUGUGCUGCAUGUUUCUAUUAUCUUAUUGCUGCUCGUUAUCAUGAUCCCAAAAAGACAUGGAUUGGUGCAACGAUGGAUAAUUUCCUUGAACACAGCUUGUGGUCAAGAUACGUGACAUCUAUUUACUGGUCCAUUACUACCUUAACAACUGUUGGUUAUGGAGAUUUGCAUCCUGUGAAUUCAAGGGAGAUGAUCUUUGACGUCUUUUAUAUGCUCUUUAAUCUGGGUUUAACAGCAUAUUUGAUUGGUAAUAUGACCAACUUGGUUGUCCAUGGCACAAGUCGAACCAGAAAAUUUAGGGAUACCAUACAAGCUGCCUCAAAUUUUGCCCAAAGGAACCAAUUGCCACAUCGGUUGCAAGACCAAAUGCUUGCACACUUGUGUUUGAAGUAUAGAACAGACUCAGAAGGGUUGCAACAGCAAGAGACACUUGAUUCUCUUCCUAAAGCCAUCAGAUCGAGCAUUUCACAUUAUCUUUUUUAUUCUCUGAUUGACAAGGUCUACUUGUUUCAUGGGGUUUCAAAUGACUUGCUCUUUCAAUUGGUGUCAGAGAUGAAAGCAGAAUAUUUUCCACCCAAAGAAGAUGUUAUCUUGCAAAACGAAGCCCCCACUGACUUUUAUAUACUGGUCACUGGUGCCGUGGAACUACUAGUUCUUAAAAAUGGGGCUGAACAGGUUGUUGGAGAGGCCAAAACUGGUGAUCUUUGUGGUGAGAUUGGUGUGCUUUGUUAUAAGCCACAGCUUUUCACAGUUCGAACGAAGCGACUAAGUCAGUUGCUCAGGCUAAACCGUACUACGUUCUUGAAUAUUGUUCAGGCCAACGUGGGAGAUGGAACCAUAAUAAUGAAUAAUCUCCUUCAGCAUUUGAAAGAGAUCAACGAUCCAAUCAUGGAGGGAGUUUUGGUGGAUAUUGAGAACAUGUUAGCUCGUGGUAGGAUGGACCUACCAGUGAGUGUGUGCUUUGCGGCAGCAAGAGGAGAUGACUUGUUGUUGCAUCAAUUACUCAAACGAGGCAUGGAUCCAAAUGAAUCCGACAACAAUCGAAGGACAGCUUUGCAUAUAGCGGCAUCUCAAGGAAAACAGAACUGUGUUUUGCUUCUGUUAGACUAUGGGGCGGAUCCCAACAUUAGAGAUUUGGAAGGUAAUGUGCCACUAUGGGAGGCUAUAGUGGGAGGACAUGAAUCAAUGAGCAAGCUGUUAUCAGAGAAUGGAGCAAAUUUGCAAUGCGGGGAUGUGGGCCAAUUUGCAUGUACUGCCGCUGAACAAAACAGCCUCAACUUGCUGAAGGAAAUAAUGCGCUACGGAGGAGAUAUCACGCUUCCAAACAGCAGCAACACAGGGACCACAGCUUUGCACGUUGCAGUCUCUGAAGGCAACGUUGAGACUGUCAAAUUCCUUUUGGAUCACGGGGCGAGUAUUGACAUGCCAGACAAGCAUGGCUGGACCCCAAGAGAUCUUGCAGAUCAGCAGGCACAUACAGAAAUCAAAGCCCUUUUUGAUUCCAUUGGGGAGCCUAAGGUCCAUUCUUCCGUCGCUAUUCCGGUGAGGAAUAGCAAGAUCAAGUACCUUGGUAGGUUCACAAGUGAGCCAACCAUGACAUUGCCUCUUGAUGGAUCGUUUCAUGGAACUGAUGGCUCUUGGAGCCAGAACCAGAGCCAAAACCAGAGCCGGCCGAGGCGUCGGAGCAACAACUACCAUAACUCUCUGUUCGGGAUAUUGUCAGCAGCACACAAUGGGGAAAAGUACCUGCUUUCAGCUGUUGACAUGAAUAACAAUGCAAGGAAUGGUAUGAAGAGUAGUAGUGCAGUUGGUCCAACUAGAGUUAUAAUUAGUUGUCCUGAGAAGGGUGAGGUUGUUGGGAAGCUUGUUUUACUGCCUGGAAGCUUUCAAGAGCUAGUUGAGAUUGGAGCCAAGAAAUUUGGUUUCUAUCCUAAUAAGGUUGUAUGCAAAGAUGGAGGUGAAAUUGAAGAUAUAGAGAUAAUUAGGGAUGGUGACCAUCUUGUUUUUCUUGGUGCAAGUGGAGGGUGCUAGAAUCCAAUCGUGCAGCUCCAGCAACACCACUAACCAAUGGCGUGCAUAUAUAAAAUGCAUAUAAGGAACGUCUUUACUGUUAUUGUAAUUGUUUUAUUUUUCCUGUCUCAUCUGUGUUCUCAUUCUCAAUUGUAAAUCUUUAGCCUUCUUCUCAUGGUUAAUGUGAAAUAAUAUAUUUCUGCCUACGUCU
This is a messenger RNA of Glycine soja, 2934 nucleotides long. RefSeq names its product potassium channel AKT1-like. Bases 117 to 2744 code for a protein of 875 amino acids. Gene Ontology annotation, biological process: potassium ion transport; transmembrane transport. Gene Ontology annotation, molecular function: voltage-gated potassium channel activity; protein binding. Lineage: Eukaryota; Viridiplantae; Streptophyta; Magnoliopsida; Fabales; Fabaceae. Gene Ontology annotation, cellular component: membrane. The transcript is spliced from 11 exons. The record is from RefSeq and is a predicted model, not a curated record.